AUGGCAGCUGCUCUUGACCCAGAUGAUGUACUGCGUUCAACUGAUGGUAAGGCAAAUUUUCAGCGCCUUGCAAGACUUUUAAUAAGUGGAGGCACUGCCCUAUUUAGAGAGAUUUUUGACAACAUUCAUCCUCCAAGUAAUUUUCCUUUAGUACUUAGCAAUCCUGCUAUACAGAAACAGCUCAAAGCAGCGAAAUUAACUAAGCCGCAGUGGGACUGUCUCUACCCAUACCCAGGGGGGUACGGUAAGUCAGUAGACUUUGACGUUACUCUUCUCUUUCGUCUGCUGAGAACAAUAUGCAACCUCAGUCCUCCACCCACGGGUUGGGAUGUGCUACCAACAAGCUCAGACGUCAGUUUAACCGCAGAUUUCGCGAGAAUAAAGUACUACAGAAACUCCAUUUUCGGUCACGUUAACCAGUGUAUGGAGAUCCCAGAUGGCAAGUUUCUAAUCCUUUGGCAAGAAAUUGGCGAUGCUCUUGUGAGAAUUGCUGGACAGAUUGGUCACUCGACGAAAACAGCAUGGCAAACUUCUGUGGAUAACUUCCUGAGGGAUCCCCUCACGCCAGACGAUGAUAGGAAUGCAAAAGAACUGGAGAGAUGGUAUAUGAAUGAUAUGGAUAUCAAGAAAUCCAUGGAGGCUCUCAAAGUCACAACGCUUGAGGGAAUCAACGCAACACACAAGGGAAUC
Molecule: messenger RNA, 690 nt
Organism: Porites lobata
Lineage: Eukaryota; Metazoa; Cnidaria; Anthozoa; Scleractinia; Poritidae
Source: the annotation of a GenBank genome assembly